Messenger RNA from Loa loa (African eye worm), 405 nucleotides. RefSeq lists its product as hypothetical. The coding region runs from base 1 to 405 and encodes 134 amino acids. The transcript has 3 exons. Lineage: Eukaryota; Metazoa; Nematoda; Chromadorea; Rhabditida; Onchocercidae. The record is from RefSeq and is a predicted model, not a curated record.
AUGGAUUUUGGAUCUUCCAUACAAAUAUUUCCGAAAUGGUGCGAACCUUUGCUGCAGAAAUUAUCUGAUGUAAUUUUCAAAUAUCCUGGUGCAGUUGUUACGGUUGCGUUGAUUUGCUCUAUUAGUCAUAUUAUUUUCAAAAAAAUUAUCGAUCCUCAACUCUACGAAUAUUACAGUAAAUUUUUCAUUUUGUCCCAAAGCACGUUGCAGUUGUUGAAGGAUGAACUAGAAAAGAAUUAUGAAGAAUAUCAUUGGAACAAUCCUCAAUUCUGCAAAGCUUAUCUUGCGUUGUAUACAGCAUAUCGUGAGCUACGAAUGAUGGCAAAACGCGAUUCGCAUGGGGAGAUUGAUCCGAACGAUAGACGAUGGAUUCAAUUUGAUUACAUCAAAACCUUGAACAGAUAA